Messenger RNA from Momordica charantia (bitter melon), 2043 nucleotides. Its product is annotated as pollen receptor-like kinase 1. Lineage: Eukaryota; Viridiplantae; Streptophyta; Magnoliopsida; Cucurbitales; Cucurbitaceae. Gene Ontology annotation, biological process: protein phosphorylation. Gene Ontology annotation, molecular function: protein kinase activity; ATP binding; protein binding. The record is from RefSeq and is a predicted model, not a curated record.
AUGGCCAAAUCCUGGCCCUUCAUCUUCUCCCUCCUCCUCAAUCUCCUGCCGUCCAUUUCCGCCCAGCCACCGCCGCUCCCCGGCGACGCCCAAACCCUCCUCCGAUUCAGGUCCUCUCUCACCAACGUCUCCGCAUUGGCCAAUUGGGACCCCUCCGCCCCCAUCUGCGGAGGCGACCGCCGCUUCUGGGCCGGCCUCAUCUGCAAAAAUGGCCAACUGUACGGCCUCCGCCUCGAGACCAUGGGCCUCGGCGGCGCCAUCGACGCCGUGGCGCUGGCCUCUCUCCCGAGUCUCAGGACUCUGAGCUUCAUGAACAACAGGCUGGGGGGCCCACUGCCGGACGUGAAGAAAAUUGGGGCCCUGAAAGCGCUGUAUCUGUCGAACAAUAAUUUCUCCGGCACGAUUUCCGGCGACGCCUUCGAGGGGAUGGGGUCCCUGCGGAAGGUGUAUCUCGGCCAGAAUCGAUUUUCCGGCAAGAUUCCGACGUCGUUGGCGGAAUUAAAGGGGUUGGUGGAGCUGGGAUUGGAGGAGAAUGAAUUUAGUGGAAGAAUUCCGGAUUUUGAAGAGAGGGAUUGGAAGUAUUUGAAUCUUUCGGAUAAUCAAUUGGAGGGGCCGCUUCCUUCUGCCUUCAAGAACUCCAACUUCACUUCAUUUCUUGGAAACAGCGGUUUAUGUGGGGAGCCACUGGCACCAUGCAAUAAUAGAUCUUCCGCAAAGAAGUGGUACAUUCUGAUCGGAGUAUUCUCCGGCGCCGCCGCCUUGAUCCUCCUCCUCAUCAUCCGCCGCUUUCUCCGGUCGUCCAAAUCAUCCGCCGCCGUAUUCGACGACCCAAAGCCCAAAACCAAAUUAUUCUCUCCCAAAAACAUCUUCAAAAAGGAGAGGUCCCACUCCCACCCAUAUUCCUCGACCGACUCGGACGAGAACCCGAAGAAUGGCGGUCCGACCGGGUCGGCUUUGUGCUUCUUGCGAACCGACCGUCCGCGGUUCGGAUUUCAGGAACUGCUCGGCGCCUCCGCCGAAGUUCUGGGCAGCGGGAGCUUCGGGUCGUCUUACAAGGCGUUGCUGGCGAAUGGGUCGGCGGUGGUGGUGAAGAGAUUCCGGCAAAUGAACGCCGUCGGAAGAGAUGAAUUUUACGGCCAUAUGCGGCGGCUCGGCCGGAUUUCGCACCCCAAUUUGCUGCCGCUUGUGGCGUUCUAUUAUGGGAAGGAUGAUAAGCUUCUGGUUUCUGAUUUUGUUGAAAAUGGCAGCUUGGCUAGUCACCUGCAUGCCCGACGAAAACUAGGAGAUCCAGGCAUGGACUGGCCAACUCGUCUUAAAAUCAUAAAGGGAGUAGCCAGAGGCUUAUUCCAUCUCCACAAAGAACUCCCUCACUUGAGCCUUCCCCACGGCCACUUAAAAUCCUCCAACAUCCUCCUCGGCCAACACUUCACCCCAAUGCUCUCCGACUACGCCCUCUCUCCCCUCCUCAACAAGGACCACGCCCACCACCACAUGGCUGCCUACAAGUCCCCGGAGUUUGCUCGCCACGAUCGAGCCUCCAAGACUGCAGACGUCUGGAGCCUCGGCAUCCUCAUCCUUGAGGUCCUAACGGGCAAGUUCCCAGCCAACUAUCUCCGCCAAGGGAAAGGUGCGAACGCCGACUUGGCUGCCUGGGUUGACGCUGUGGUUCGGGAGGAGUGGACUGCAGAGGUGUUCGACAACGACAUGAUCGGUGUCGGGGUCGAUGACUGGGAUGGGGAGAUGUUGAAGCUUUUGAAGAUUGGGAUGUGUUGUUGUGAAUGGGAGGUGGGGAAGAGGUGGGGGUUAAAAGAAGCUCUGGAGAGGAUUGAGGAGUUGAGCGAGAGAGGUCAUAAUUUUGAGGACGAAGAUGAUGAGUAUUACUCUUCUUAUGGGAGUGAGAAAGAUUUGCGUUCUUCCUCUUUUCAUAGGAGAUCAGAUGACGAGUCUUCUUUUUUGAAUUGACUAGAGCUAGAUGAACUUAAAAUAUAUAUUCAACGAUUAUUAGGGAUAGUCAUAUGUGUUGGUUAUAUUCAAUAAUUUUUU